Molecule: messenger RNA, 525 nt
Organism: Fusarium sp. VM40
Lineage: Eukaryota; Fungi; Ascomycota; Sordariomycetes; Hypocreales; Nectriaceae
Source: the annotation of a GenBank genome assembly
AUGUCUGCUUUCAUUCGUUGGUACAACGCCAGGUUGGCCGCGCGCCCACUGCUCACUCAGAGUAUUACCACUUCAUUUCUCUUUGUAACAGGCGAUGUGACAGCCCAGCAGCUGGUCGAGAAAAAGGGCAUUCAGAAGCAUGAUUUCGUUCGAACAGGCCGAAUGGCUCUCUACGGUGGCUUUGUUUUCGGCCCCGUCGCAUCAAACUGGUUCAACUUUCUCGCUCGCAAUGUCAACUUGAGGAAUAAGAAGGCCGAAGUCCUCGCCCGAGUUGCCUGUGACCAGCUUGGUUUUGCUCCCGUCAUGAUCGGUGUCUUCCUUGGUAGCAUGGCUACCAUGGAAGGUAAGAGUGCACAGGAACGCAUCGAGAAGACUUGGUGGUCAGCGUUGAAGGCCAACUGGUUGUUAUGGCCGGCUGUCCAGUUCAUUAACUUCUCGUUCAUUCCCUUGCAACAUCGUCUCUUCUUCGCCAACAUCAUUGCUAUUGGAUGGAACUCCUAUUUGAGCUGGGUGAACGCUCAGUAA